CGCUAUUUCGGGUGCUUCCUAUCCUGUCAUACAUCUCUAUCAUUGAUUACCCACUUUUGAAUAGUGGAAAGUUCUUGGAAAAGUCCUUAAUUUUUACUUAAUUGAAAAUUCUGAGUUGAAUAAGUCAUUUUCUGCGUCAAGCCCACCCUCGCCCUCUGCCAAGUUACCUUAGGCACAUACAAAUAUUUCUCUGCAAUUCCGUCUUCAAUUUGGCUUCAUUGAGUUCGCGUCAAAUCUCAGUCCUCAAUCAAUUCUGCCUGAAAUCCCUCUCAAAAGGGAAAAUGGCAACUUCAGCUAGAACCAUUUACACGGAUGCGACAAUCAUCACUCUCAACUCAUCACGCGACAUCAUUCUGAAUGGCUUCAUUCUCGUCGACAGGUCACGUAUCGUCAACAUUGGCCCCCAAUCGAGCAUACCAAGCUUUUUGCCCGAUGACACAACCACUGUCUCGCUAGAAGGCCGGAUCAUCAUCCCAGGCUUGAUCAAUACCCAUGCACAUCUCGCGCAGUCAAUUCUACGAGGACUUGCAGAAGAUCUUCCGCUACACAACUGGCUAUGCAACUCAAUAUGGCCACUUGAGUCGUGCUAUGAAGGGGAUGAUGGAUAUGUGGCUGCAAGAUUGACUUGUGCUGAGAUGUUGAAGAGUGGGACGACGUGCUUCCUGGAAGCUAUGUGUACGCACCGUGCUGGAUUUGAGGGAGUUGUGAAAGCGGUGGGAGAGAGUGGAAUUCGAGGAUGCAUGGGCAAACUGGUCAAGUUCGAAGAAACAAAUAAAGACCUCAACAUUUCCGACCCCCGCGAUAGAGAUCUCUCCAGCAUGUCGAUUACUUCUAUGCUUUCUGCCCAUGAGAAGUUCAACGGAACCUACGACGAUCGAAUCCACGUCUGGGCAGCAGCCGGAACACCCCGUGGCUCGCCCCUCUCAUCACACCACGAGAUCGGCAAAACUUGCAAGAAACAUUUCAUAGGACUCACCAUGCACUGCGCCGAAGCCCCCAAAGACCUCGAAAUCUACCGUUCCCAGUACUCAAUGACGCCCAUGGAGUUCUGCCAGCGCGCUGAACUAACAGGGCCUAAAACCGUGCUCGCACACAUGGUCCACCUGGACCUGGCGACUGAUCUCCCCAUUCUGAAAGAGACAGGAACAACAGUAUCGCAUAACCCGAACAGCAAUCUCAAACUCGCAAGUGGCAUUGCGAAGAUUCCUGAGAUGCUAGAGGCGGGGAUUAAUGUUAGUCUGGGAACGGAUGGCGCGCCUUGUGGGAAUACGUAUGAUAUGUUUCGCGAGAUGCAUUUGGCAUCUAUUUUGCAUAAAGGAGUCAAGUUGGAUGCGAGUCUUAUGACGGCGGAGAAAGUUCUUGAGAUGGCUACGAUUAAUGGAGCGAGGGCCCUGGGCUUAGAGAAAGAGAUUGGGAGUCUAGAAAUUGGUAAGAAGGCAGACUUUGUGGUUGUUAAUCCAAAUGGUGUUGGGUCUGCGCCUUGGGAUGUAGAGCAAGUUUUGGAGGGUGGGAUUAGUCCUGUAACUGUUGUGAUACAUAGUUGUACAGGAAGAGAUGUUGAAAUGGUGGUUGUGGACGGGAAGGUUCUGGUAAAAGAAUGUCAACUCGUUAGUGGUGACGAGGAGGAAAUUUUGCAUGCGGCAAAGAAGUCAGUGAGGGGCAUCAGGGAGAGGAGUGAUAUCAAAGUCGGAGUAAGAUCUGGGUGGAUGUAUCUGUAGC
Cadophora gregata is the source of this 1719-nucleotide messenger RNA. RefSeq lists its product as uncharacterized. Bases 282 to 1718 code for a protein of 478 amino acids. NCBI's taxonomy places the organism in Eukaryota, Fungi, Ascomycota, Leotiomycetes, Helotiales, Ploettnerulaceae. Gene Ontology annotation, molecular function: hydrolase activity, acting on carbon-nitrogen (but not peptide) bonds. The transcript is spliced from 2 exons. The record is from RefSeq and is a predicted model, not a curated record.